This is a messenger RNA of Talpa occidentalis (Iberian mole), 1972 nucleotides long. It is a transcript of the gene B4GALT3, whose product is annotated as beta-1,4-galactosyltransferase 3. The record is from RefSeq and is a predicted model, not a curated record. NCBI's taxonomy places the organism in Eukaryota, Metazoa, Chordata, Mammalia, Eulipotyphla, Talpidae. The transcript is spliced from 8 exons. Gene Ontology annotation, molecular function: glycosyltransferase activity. Gene Ontology annotation, biological process: galactosylceramide biosynthetic process; carbohydrate metabolic process. The coding region runs from base 331 to 1500 and encodes 389 amino acids.
CAGGGAUGGUGGGGGUGGAGAGAGGCCCGGGAGAAAGGUUCGGGCGAUUGGAGGGUGAGAAGUUUGGGGUAAAGGCUGGAAACGAGCUUAAGCAGGGAAGAGGGUCCCAGCUAGAGUAUGGGCAGAGGCCGGUGGGCUUACUUCGCCAGGUAGGGUAAACGCAAGAAAGGGUGACGUGGGAUGGGGGGCUCCGAAAGAACUGGGAGGUAACCCGCUGCAGAGCGCUGACCACGCCCCUCCAGAUAAUGCCUCACAUCACCGUCCCCCCGGGACCUCCUGCAGCCCCCAUGAUCGGGAAGAAAACAACUUGAAUCUAGACUUCACCCCAGGAUGUUGCGGAGGCUGCUGGAGCGACCCUGCACGCUGGGCCUGCUUGUGGGCUCCCAGCUGGCCGUCAUGAUGUACCUGUCACUAGGAGGCUUCCGAAGCCUCAGCGCCCUAUUUGGCCGAGAGCAGGGGCCCACAUUUGACUACUCUCAUCCCCAUGAUGUCUAUAGUAACCUCAGUCACCUGCCUGGGGCCCCUCCAGCUCUUCAAGGCCUGCCCUACUGUCCAGAACGCUCUCCUCUCUUAGUGGGUCCCGUGUCCGUGUCCUUUAGCCCAGUGCCAUCCCUGGCGGAGAUUGUGGAGAGGAACCCCCGGGUGGAACCCGGGGGUCGGUAUCGCCCCCCAGGCUGUGAGCCCCGCUCCCGUACAGCCAUCAUUGUGCCCCAUCGUGCCCGGGAGCACCACCUACGCCUAUUACUCUAUCAUCUGCAUCCCUUCCUGCAGCGCCAGCAACUGGCUUACGGCAUCUAUGUCAUCCACCAGGCUGGAAAUGGAACCUUUAACAGGGCAAAGCUGUUGAAUGUGGGGGUGCGGGAGGCCCUACGUGAUGAAGAGUGGGACUGCCUAUUCUUGCACGAUGUGGACCUUUUGCCAGAGAAUGACCACAAUCUCUAUGUGUGUGACCCCCGUGGGCCCCGGCAUGUUGCUGUUGCCAUGAACAAGUUUGGAUACAGCCUUCCGUACCCACAGUACUUCGGAGGGGUCUCGGCCCUCACUCCUGACCAGUACCUGAAGAUGAACGGCUUCCCCAAUGAAUACUGGGGCUGGGGCGGUGAGGAUGACGACAUUGCUACCAGGGUGCGCCUAGCUGGGAUGAAGAUCUCUCGCCCCCCCACAUCUGUGGGCCACUACAAAAUGGUGAAGCACCGAGGAGAUAAGGGCAAUGAAGAAAACCCCCACAGAUUUGACCUCUUGGUCCGUACCCAGAAUUCUUGGACUCAAGAUGGGAUGAACUCACUGACAUAUCGCCUGCUGGCUCGAGAGCUGGGCCCACUCUAUACCAACAUCACAGCAGACAUUGGCACUGACCCUCGGGGUCCUAGGACUCCUGGGCCCCAUUACCCACCUGGCUCCUCCCAGGCCUUCCGUCAAGAGAUGCUGCAGCGCCGGCCCCCUGCCAGGCCCGGCCCUCUGCCGACUGCCAACCACACAGCCCCCCAUGGCUCACACUGACUCUUUUCUGCCCACUGUAAUCAUGAAACUGCAUCAGAGUUGUUCUUUCCCCACCUGCAGCUCUUCUCUGCUCUUGGAGAGGAGCUGUGUGGGGGCCAGGGACCUCUCCUCACUGCUGGACUGGAGCUGGGCUCCUGUAAACCUGGGAGGCCCUCUUUCUAGGGUCACCUAAGGGUUAUGACUGUGAAUCCUUGAUGUCAUGAUUUUAUGUGAUGACUCCUGGGAGUUCCCUGCCCCUGGGGUGGGAGCAGGGCUGGAUCCCGAGUCCCUUCCUCUUCAUGGAAAGAAGAGAAAUCCGGCUUCUCCCGGGACCUCUGUGAAUAUUUAUUCUAUUUAUGGUUCCUAGGAAGUGUAUUUGGUGAAGGAAAUGCCUCCCUGUGUGCUCUGCCAGUACUGGAGUAGUUCCCUCUUCUGGACCUGGCUCAGGGGGCUGGAAUUUUGAUAUAUUUUCUAAUAAAGCACUAAGUCUUGC